Molecule: messenger RNA, 3432 nt
Organism: Rotaria sp. Silwood1
Lineage: Eukaryota; Metazoa; Rotifera; Eurotatoria; Philodinida; Philodinidae
Source: the annotation of a GenBank genome assembly
AUGGAUCCAUCCUUAUUGGAACAAUUUCUUGGUCCGUCAUCAACUCAAUUUCAAUUACCACCAUUAAAUGAAGAUGAGAAUGAUGAGUUACAUCCAUUACUUAAUGCUGGAUUUCAACGAUUGAGUCAUACGAGAAAAUCGUUGCCAGCUCGUCCUAAACCACCAUCAUCAGCAGUUAAAUCUCGAUUAAAUUCUGAUAAUGGUACAUCAUCUCGAUCAAGACCAGCUGGUGGAAUUCCAACAAGAAAUCUUGCUGCAUCAAUAUCUGCAGCUGCUGCUAGUGGUGCAAUUGAUGAAGCUACAUUCGAAGAUGCAUUCAAUUCAUCUCAUGCUAUACCAUUUUCAUCGGGUAAAGAAAUUGAAAAUCAAUUAUUAAGCAUUCGAGAUAUAUUAGCUGAUACAAAUAAUGAUUGGGAAAAACGUGUUGAAGCUCUUAAACGAUUACGUUCAAUAAUAGCGGGUAAUGGUGAUCAAUAUGAAGAAUUUUUUCGUAGUCUUCGUCAACUUGAUCUACCAUUAAUAGCAACUGUUAAAGAUUUACGUUCACAAAUUGUUCGUGAAGCUUGUAUUACAUUAGCAUAUAUGUCAAUACGUUUAACAAAUCGUUUUGAACGUACAGCUGAAGGUAUCAUGCCAGCUAUGCUUACUUUAAUACAAAAUAGUGCUAAAGUUAUUGCAACAAGUGGUGCUGUUGCUAUGCGUUUUAUUGUUAGUAAUACACAAUCAAGUAAAUUAAUUCCACUUAUAUUAGCUGGAAUUGAAUCAAAAUCUAAAGAUAUUCGAAGACAUACAUAUGAAUUAUUAAUUACUAUGCUUUCACAAUGGGAUUUUGUUUAUUUGGAUAAACAUGGACAAUUAAUACAUAAUGUUAUAAAAAAAGGUUUAUUUGAUGCUGAUGCUGAUGCAAGAUCAUAUUCAAGAAAAGCAUUUGGAUUUUUUCGUGAUCAUUUUCCUUUAUUAGCUGAUGCUUUACUUGCUUCGCUUGAUGCAUCAAAAAAGAAAACAUUAUUGGGCGAAAUGAGUAAUUCAUCAAGUACACAUUCAUUAGCCAGUACAGGUGCUUCACGAUUGCGUAGUGCUGUGAAAGAAAUUACUCCUAGACAAGGUCGAACAGUGAUUAAUGAUAAACAACAAUCACCAGGUGCUAUUGCUCGAUCAUCUAGUGCUAAUGAACUUGCUUUACGAAAGAAAAAUAAUUUAACAAAUCUAACUACACCAACGGUUCAACAAACAACUGGUCGACCAAGAUUUCUUGCUCAAUCAGCAGCUACUACAACAAAUACAAAAACACCUUCAAUCAAUUCUCGUCCUCCACAUGUUGUUUCUCAAUCACAACCUGGUAGUCGUUCAACAUCACCAAAUUCAAUAAAAUCAUCACAUUACUUAUCAUCUGCAUUACGUACACCAACAAAUGCACGAUCACGAAUACCAAUUGGUUCAAGUGGUGGCUCAAGAAUAUCAAGUCGAGAAUCAAGUCCAGGACGAACACCGGUGACUGCUAGAGGUGGUGGUGGAAAUAAACGUCGAUUUGGACGACCAUAUGGUUAUCGAGCACCAGGAAGUGAUUAUGGUGAACAUGUACGUCGUGUGAGUGGUGCUUGGGGUGCUGAUAGUGGUGAUGAUGCAUCAGAAACAUCAAGUAUAUGUUCCGAAAGAUCACUUGAAGAUAUAGCUGAUGUUUUACGUCGAAUGCAAAGUAAUGAAUGGACUGAACGCAAAGAAAGUCUUGCUAGUUUAUAUCAUAUGAUUCGUUCAGGUCGUGUAUUUAGUACUCAUGAAUUAAAACGUUUAACUGAAUUAUUAACAAAACGUUUUUAUGAUCCACAUUCACAAGUAUUUACAGCAUUUCUUGAUGUUUUACCUGAAUUUAUAACAGCAUAUAAACGUGAAUUAAAUGAAUGGCUUUAUACAUUAUUAACACGUUUAUUAAUACGUUUGGGUGCUCCUGAUUUACUUGAUUCAGUUUAUAAAAAAUUAAAAACAUGUUUAUCAAUUGUUAAUACAUCAUUUGAUGUUCAUGCACAAUUUACUGUACUUAUUCGUUUUAUUAAUGAUAAUUCAUCAGCACCAGGAAUAAAAGCUAAAGAAAUACUUUUAAGAUAUUUACAACAAAUUAUACAACAAAUGGAACCUGUUGAUAUAGCUAACAAUGCAGAUAUUCGAAUUGCUUUAUCAAAAAUUAUUAAUUGGUCAAGUGAACCAAAGAGUUUAGAAAUGCGAAAGGCUGCUCAAGGUGUUGUUCUGGCUUUGUAUAAUCUCAAUAGACCAGAAUUUACUUUAAUGCUUACUGCUUUACCAUCUACUUAUCAAGAUGCAGCUGCAAAGAUUCUUCGACCAAGUAAUAGUAUGCAAUCAUCCAUACAUUCACAACAGGAUAAUAAAUUUGAUUUUCUUCAACGAUCAAAUAGUAAUGGUUUAACAUCUUCAAUGACAAGUUCAAUUCAUUCAGAUGUUCAAACUCCAUCAUAUGCAUCAGACAUGCGUGUUUUAAUGGAAAAUAUGCAAGCAUUAAAUAUAAAUCAUCGACAAGAUGAUAUAUUAUUAUCAAGUUCAAGUUCAUUAAAAGAUAGUGGGUAUCAAGAUAUGCGUUCAAAUGCAAGCCGACAUUAUACACCUCAAGCUUAUCGUUCAAAUCAAUCUCAAAGCAAUGUUACAGAAACGUCAGAUAGUAUUCUUGAUGCUGCUGAUCGUCCAGCUGCAAUAGAUAUAGCACUUAAUAUGGUAAAUCAACCAACAUUAGGAAAAGAACAACGUCAACAUGCAUUACGUUGCAUAUUAAAAUUUUCGAAAUUAAAUGAUUCUGAUACAUGGAAUUUAGCAUUUAGUAAAACAUUAAAUAUUUUAACACAAAUUCUUGAUAAUGAACAAGAUGAUAUAUUAUACAAAGUUUAUAGUCUUCGUAUAAUACGUGAAUUAUUAACACAUCAUACAAGUUUAUUUAUGAAUUAUAUUGAAUUAACUAUAUUUCGAAUAUUAAAAGCACAGAGUGACACAGAAAGUGAAAUAACUCGUUCAGCUGAACAAGCAGCUCAUGCUGCAGCAGAAUAUUUACCAGCUGAAAAUACUAUUCGAGUACUUAAACCAAUAAUUGAACAAGCAAAAUAUCCAAUGAAUCAAUCAGCUAUUGCUAUGUUACAAAAAACAAUUGAAUUAAUGAAUAAAGAUACAUGUACUGAACUGAUGCCUGAAAUGAUUCCACCAUUAUUAACGUCAUGGGAUAGUGAAACAUCAAGUGUACGAAAAGCAGCAGUUUUUUGUUUGGUUUCAAUUUAUUUAGUUGUUGGUGAUAGUCUUCGUACUCAUUUGCAUAAAUUAAGUGCAAGCAAGCUCAAAUUAUUGAAUGUUUACAUUUCAAAAGCUCAACAGCAAACAAGUAAUACAAGCAAUUUAGAAAAAUCAUCAACAAUAAGUAUGAAUAGCAACAAAAUUUAA